Cantharellus anzutake is the source of this 471-nucleotide messenger RNA. RefSeq names its product putative polysaccharide biosynthesis protein. The transcript is spliced from 8 exons. NCBI's taxonomy places the organism in Eukaryota, Fungi, Basidiomycota, Agaricomycetes, Cantharellales, Hydnaceae. Gene Ontology annotation, cellular component: cytoplasm. The record is from RefSeq and is a predicted model, not a curated record. Bases 1 to 471 code for a protein of 156 amino acids.
AUGACCACUGUACCACUCGAUAAGUUUGAUCCUAACAAAGCCGAGAAUUUGGAUGAGAUCGAAAAACAAUUCGCUGUCGUUGCGGUCCAGCAUGCUGAAAUAUACUGGAGGAUCUUGAGGAAGCCACCCCAGUCAAUACGUUUGACAAAGAUCGACGAUGCUAUAUUCGAAGCAUUCAGAGAGGGGUUCCCAGAGUUAUUCGCUGAUACGAAGCAGAUUGAGGUCGUAGACGAGGACUCGAUGAAGAGCCCAGGUAAUAAGACGCGAUGGAGAAAAUGGAUCGAACAGUUUAAAGACAAGGUGCAGGACUACAAUUUUGGGACACUGUUACGUAGGGACGCUCGCGUCGAAUAUACCGAGGACAACACAAUAUUCGUCGUUCGCAUGCAGUUCCUGGCAUUCGAGAUCGCUCGGAAUCGCAUGACUCUGAACGAUGAAGCACACUCCAAGGCAAAGGCGGAGGCAUCGUAA